AUUCAAUCGUCGAAACGGUUCACUAGUCUAAGUUGACAGGGAAAUUCUAAUAUGUCGGAACUUGAUAAGUUAAGUGAGAGAGAUAGGGCUGUACUGAAGAGUAUAUUUGACCCCACAGCGAUUAUCGGAGACGUUACUGAUAACGAAGAUAAUUUCGAAGAUGAUGAACCAGAGCCGACUACAUCAGACUACUUGGAAUCAAAGACGCUGAGUUUCCGUGGUGCGCAGUUGGCUGAAGACGGCAAACUGGAGGAGGCCCUAGAAGAGAUGAACAAGGCUAUAGCAGCUGCGCCAGAGAGGGCCGCCGCGUACAAUGACAGGGCGCAGCUGCUGCGGCUCAUGCGGAGAGACGAUGAGGCGAUGGCGGAUUUGGAUCGGGCAUUACAAUUGACAGCGGACAGGCGGAGCCGUGCGCGUGCGUUAGCACUGUGUCAACGCGGCGUGUUGCUGCGCAAGCGAGGUGCGGAGGAGGAAGCCCGCGCGGCCUUCGCAGAAGCCGCUACUAUAGGAAGCUCCUUUGCUAAGAAACAGGUGGUGGAAAUGAACCCGUACGCCGCUCUCUGCAACCAGAUGCUCAGCCAAGUGCUGCGAGGCGACAAGGAGAUCAAAUAAUAAUUAUUAUAUUUUUCAAAAUAGUAUCUGUUUUUAUAUUGAAAAUAAUUCUAUAAUAAAAUACCAACGUUAUAUAAAGCUGACAUACGCUCAAUUUCGACUGAAAAGUUUAACUUUUCAGUUCAAACUGAACGUUUGUAGCGGUCUUUAAAGAUCGUCGCUUGUUUUAAUAUUUCGAUGUUGAUUUUCUUAACAUGCAUAUCAUGUUUAUAAUUGAGUAAAGGUAAAUAAAUAAAACACACGAGGAAUCUAAUGAUUUAGAAAUUUAUAUUAUUGAGUACAAUCCAUCAUUCAAUUCGAAAUCCUUAACAAACCAUAGACCUCACCAGAGGUCUGGCCAUCGACAAUCACACUUCGAAACCCUAAAAAUGACGAUUUGACGAAACGACAUUUGAAAAAUGACGAAUUUAAUACUACAAAUCGAAAUACUGUUACUACAAUAAUAAAAUCACACGGAAGGUCUCGUGAGACCGGCUCACUAAGACCAGGUCUAAUGAUACCGGAUCACUUAGACCAGGUCUCGUGAGACCGGAUCACUGAGACCAGGUCUAGUGAUACCGGUUCACUAAGACCAGGUCUCGUGAGACCGGAUCACUGAGACCAGGUCGUGAUACCGGGUCACUAAGACCAGGUCUAGUGAGACCGGUUCACUAAGACCAGGUCAAGUGAGACCGGUUCCCUAAGACCAGGUCUAGUGAUACCGGUUCACUAAGACUAGGUCUCGUGAUACCGGUUCACUAAGACCAGGUAUAGUGAGACCGGUUCACUAAGACCAGGUAAAGUGAGACCGUUUCACUAAGACCAGGUCUAGUGAUACCGGUUCACUAAGACCAGGUCUCGUGAGACCGGAUCACUGAGACCAGGUCUAGUGAUACCGGUUCACUAAGACCAGGUCUCGUGAGACCGGAUCACUGAGACCAGGUCGUGAUACCGGGUCACUAAGACCAGGUCUAGUGAUACCGGUUCACUAAGACCAGGUCUCGUGAGACCGGAUCACUGAGACCAGGUCGUGAUACCGGAUCACUAAGACUAGGUCUCGUGAAACCAGGUCACGUGAGACACCACCAGGUCACCUUCACAGAGUUAAAUGUUAAAAUUUUUGAUAAUAUUAAAUCUAAUAAGAGGCGACAACGGUACAUUUAAACGCAAUUACAAAAGUGCACUUUUUUAAUAACAUUAUUUACGUGACACAGUUUUUAGACGUAUUUUGGUACAGUUUUACUUUUAGUGGUUAAUUACAGACAGAUGUUGUCAUCAUUAAGCAACAAAGUCUACGAAUAAAGUAUGGGAUCUAAAUAAAAUAAAAGUUGUCUCAAAAACUAUUUUGGCACAUACUUGUAAAACAAGAGUGAAGAUAUUUUCAAUAUUUUGAGAAAUACGUCUAAGAACAGUGUCAAGUGACGCGUGAAAAGACGAUUUUAUCACAGAGAGUUAUUACACAGUGAGAAUAGAUACAAGUCGAAGACCGCGCUUUUUGCUACAUUAGUAAAGUUUAUAUUGCUCUUAACUAGAUGGCGCCAAAGUUCGAUAUAUUGUCAAAUACAAGGACAGUGUAAGAAAUACUAAAAAAUAUACAAAUGUGCUAAAUAAGAUUAUCAAAUCACGAGAUUAAGCCAUUAUAAACGCGUUCAAAAAUUGAUUUUAACAAAUUAUUGGCAACGAUAUUUGACGCGUAAUCGAAUGUGAUUUUUUUAAAUAAAAUUGAACGUGCUGUGUUAUACAAAGGUAUAGUCUGACAAAUGUAUCUGACCCGAUGAGAGAAACGCUAAUCGGUUAGUUCUUUUGCACAGAAAAUAUUAAAAAAAUACAGCUACAGUACUGGGUUUUCAUAUAGACCUACAAGGAUCUUAUGGCACUUGACAUUGAGAGAGCACCUGCUAUUAUUUAGAGGUACCAGUAAGCAAAUAAUUCCCAACUUCUUUCUAAAUACAUCCAUGUUGGUUUUAAAUAAAUUUCGAAAUUAGCAAAAUACGACAUUCCUUAAUGCAGUUGCCGCACUCUCAUUGGUCAAAAUAUGACAUUCAAAAUAACAUUGUUAGUUCACAAAAUAAACAAGUGCCAAUUUAUUUAAACUUAUUUUUAUCAUUAGCAGCUCUAGUGAGAUACUACAAUAACUUUAGCCCACCGGGUCAAAUAACUGUCGGUUUAAAAUACAUCUUUUGUUACUAGUGAUGUACUCUUACAAAAAACUCAAACGUCAAAGUCGAAUAAAAAAAAAACUUAAACGAUAUUAAUACUGAUUAGUGAUACAGGGCUAGCGGUCACAUCACUAGUAACUGUCAUCAAACAAUGCAUUUUAUUAUCUACAUUGGAAAUAUAUUUUUAAAUAUAAUUUUGGCACAGGCGACGUGCGUGCGGAAACGUCGACAAUGGAAAAUAUUAAAAGAUAUUAUAUAUUUAAAAAGUAUUCUAGAACCUGUAUUAACUACGGGCUUAUUCUAAGAGUGAGUUUAGGCCUAUUACGACAAAUGGCUUAAGCUAAAUGUUUCUUAGCGAAAUACUUUUUAUUACGAAAAAUAAGCUUUCAAAGGAGAGUGAUACAGAGCAAACUAGUGCAUGAUAAUAUUUUUAAUUUAUGCUUAAUAAUAUCAACUUUUUUAAUACUAAUAUCUCACUGAACACAAUAAAAACUAUUAAUACAAUUUAUUGUAAGAACAUUCUAGUUUUUAUAUAUUUCUUGAUAUGAUGGGUAUUUUGGCUGGAUUUUUAGAUGUCAAA
Molecule: messenger RNA, 3330 nt
Organism: Papilio polytes (common Mormon)
Lineage: Eukaryota; Metazoa; Arthropoda; Insecta; Lepidoptera; Papilionidae
Product: tetratricopeptide repeat protein 36
Exons: 4
Coding region: 52-612 (186 amino acids)
Biological process (GO): cilium assembly
Molecular function (GO): protein binding
Source: RefSeq, a predicted model, not a curated record